GGAAUCCCCUAAAUAGCUCCCCACAUCUAGCAAGAGAUCCUGCCCCCUGCCCUAACCUUAAUAAUGUGGGGGUGCCUGCUGAUGGUAGGGCUCCAGAACUGGGUGCUAAUUUCCAGGUCAACCUGUCUAUUCAAAGUUAGGGUUCCUUGGGCCUUUCCGUUCCCCUCAAGCUGAGUAUCUAGCACUCUCCCUGGCAGCAAAUAUGGGUGUCCAGCCUGUCACCUGGGCUCCAUUCCCAAGCCAUUGGCCAAGAGCCAGGCCUUACAUGGUUUCUCCAAUCCUUACCCCUACCCCACCCCUAGCUGGGGCAGUCAGACUGAAAGCCAAGCCCUGGUGUGUGGGGGAAGGUGCCCGAAGUGCCCUAGGGGCAUUUUGAGUUGGGUGGGUAGAGCUUUGCCAGGAAGUGACCUUUAAGUUUUCUGGAGUUAAGACGUCGCUUCCCUGCCCCACUGCACAAUCUGGUCAGAAACCCUGAUGGACACAGACACACCGUUUCCAGCAAAAACACACAGGGCCACACCCACAGAUGGGUUAAGCUAGGUCACCUAGUGUUUGCUAUUCUAGACAUUACCAGGGUCUCCGGGUUAGUCAAGGCACUGGGAGAACCCACAGGUGAUCCCUGACCAGAACAAGUGAUCACAGAUCUCAACAGUUACAGAACACCCCUACACUGCCGGGUAUACACCUUCCCUGUCCCGGGCCGACACUGUCACCAAAAUACCCCCCGACACACACACACACACACACACACACUUGAUAACCACAGGGUCCAAGACAGCCAGUGUCUGUGCGAGGCAUUCUCAUGAGGUCACAGGAACAUGAAAACAGACACCUGGGCAGUUGGGACACCUGACCCUCCCCAUCAUGUGUAGUUCUGUAUGACAGGUAUGGACACACAGGUCCCCUGCCCCAGACCUUUACAGGUGCCAAGACUUGAGAUCCAGUCCCACAAACAGCAGUGGCACUGGCACCGUGAGCCCGCCUGGCCAACACAUGCCAGAGCCGGCAUUCAACCUCCGAGUGACCUUCACAGAGCAAACCAGGCCUUUCUACAGAGGCCUCCUGGCACCUCCUCUGAGGCAAGCAGGUGGAGAAGGGCUAGGAGCCUGGGAGACAGCAGGCUUGUCUUCUGUUCUCUGCCCCCAGAAUGCAGAGCCUAGCAGCCCCAGGUUCAAAGCCACCCCUAACCAAGUUAUUUCAGCGUUGUGUUUGUUAAGCCAAGCUGGCCUCUGAUUUGCUGUAUAGCUGAGGAUGACCUUGAACAGCUGAUCUUGUCUCUACCUCCUGGGGUGCUGGGAUGACAUGCGUGCACCACCAUGCAUGCCUGUUGGUGCUGCGAUGGAACCCAGGGUGCGUGACAGGCAGUGCCUUACCAGCUGACUCCAGCCUAGACCCACGCAUCUCUCAUCUCCUCACGCUUGGAGGCAGAAAAUGGGCCAACACCAUCCCCUGGCCGCAGCCCCCUGGACUCGCAGGCGAGCCCGGGGCUUAUGCUGCAUGCCGGGGCAGCCACCAGCCAGCGCCGAGAAUCCUUCCUCUAUCGCUCAGACAGCGACUAUGACAUGUCACCGAAGACUAUGUCCAGGAACUCCUCCGUCGCCAGCGAAGCGCAUGGUGAAGACCUCAUUGUGACCCCGUUUGCCCAGGUGCUGGCCAGUCUCCGCAACGUUCGAAGCAACUUCUCACUCCUCACCAAUGUGCCCAUCCCCAGCAACAAAAGGUCCCCACUGGGCGGCCCACCCUCUGUCUGCAAAGCCACACUGUCAGAGGAGACAUGUCAGCAGCUGGCCCGGGAGACCCUGGAAGAGCUGGAUUGGUGCCUGGAGCAGCUGGAGACCAUGCAGACCUACCGCUCUGUCAGCGAGAUGGCCUCACACAAGUUUAAAAGGAUGCUGAACCGUGAACUCACACACCUGUCGGAAAUGAGCAGGUCAGGAAACCAGGUCUCAGAGUACAUUUCCAACACGUUCCUAGAUAAGCAGCACGAAGUGGAGAUCCCGUCGCCCACGCCGCGACAGAGACCCUUCCAGCAACCCCCGCCAGCAACAGUGCAGCAGGCCCAGCCCAUGUCUCAGAUCACAGGACUGAAAAAGCUGGUACACACCGGAAGCUUGAACAUCAAUGUCCCACGAUUUGGAGUCAAGACAGAUCAAGAGGACCUCUUAGCACAGGAACUGGAGAACUUGAGCAAAUGGGGCCUGAACAUCUUUUGUGUGUCAGAGUACGCUGGAGGCCGUUCACUCAGCUGUAUCAUGUAUGCGGUAUUCCAGGAGCGGGACCUACUGAAGAAAUUCCACAUCCCUGUGGACACCAUGAUGACGUACAUGCUGACCCUGGAGGACCACUACCAUGCUGACGUGGCCUACCACAACAGCCUGCACGCAGCCGAUGUGCUACAGUCCACACAUGUGCUGCUGGCCACGCCUGCACUGGAUGCCGUGUUCACAGACCUGGAGAUUCUUGCUGCUCUCUUCGCUGCUGCCAUCCACGACGUGGACCACCCUGGCGUCUCCAACCAGUUCCUAAUCAACACCAAUUCGGAGCUGGCGUUGAUGUACAACGAUGAGUCUGUGCUUGAGAACCACCACCUGGCUGUGGGAUUCAAGCUGCUGCAAGAAGAGAACUGCGACAUCUUCCAGAACCUCAGCAAGCGCCAGCGGCAGAGCCUGCGCAAGAUGGUCAUCGACAUGGUGCUGGCCACAGACAUGUCCAAGCACAUGACCCUCCUGGCUGACCUGAAGACUAUGGUGGAGACGAAGAAAGUGACCAGCUCAGGAGUUCUCUUGCUGGACAACUACUCUGACCGUAUCCAGGUCCUCAGGAACAUGGUGCACUGCGCAGACCUCAGCAAUCCCACCAAGCCCCUGGAGCUGUACCGACAGUGGACCGAUCGCAUCAUGGCCGAGUUCUUCCAGCAGGGUGACCGAGAACGGGAACGGGGAAUGGAAAUUAGCCCCAUGUGCGACAAGCACACAGCCUCUGUGGAGAAGUCUCAGGUGGGCUUCAUCGACUACAUUGUUCACCCACUGUGGGAGACGUGGGCCGAUCUCGUCCACCCCGAUGCCCAAGACAUCCUGGACACGCUGGAAGACAACCGGGAUUGGUAUCACAGUGCUAUCCGGCAGAGUCCCUCCCCAACCCUGGAAGAGGAGCCAGGAGAGCUCAGCGAUCCGGCCCUGCCUGACAAAUUCCAAUUUGAGCUCACCUUGGAGGAAGAGGACGAAGAGGGUUCAGUGGAGGUUCCAGGAUUGCCUUGCACUGAGGAAACCCCCAUGGCUCCACAUGAUACCCGAGCCCAAGCCAUGGAACAGUCAAAGGUCAAAGGCCAGAGCCCUGCAGUGGUGGAGGUGGCAGAGAGCUUGAAGCAGGAGACAGCCUUAACACACGGCGCUCCUGAGGAGUCUGUGGAGGCUGUGCGCUGUUCCUUCAGCCCUGGAACCCCUAUUCUGCCUGACUUGAGGACCCUGUCCCACUCAGAGGAGGCCCCGGGCCUCCUGGGCCUCCCCUCCACGGCGGCAGAGGUGGAGGCCCCAAGAGACCACCUGGCUGCCAUGAGGGCUUGUUCUGCCUGCUCGGGGACAUCAGGAGACAAUUCUGCCGUCAUCUCUGCUCCAGGCAGGUGGGGGUCAGAGGGAGACCCUGCCUGAUCCCUUUUCCCUUCACCUUUGGUUCCUCCCUCCUCCCCACACUCUCCACUCACCACAGACCACCUCAACGACUCCUGGCCCUCCUGAGAAAAAAGAAAACAGAAAAGUGGGUUUUUUCUCUUUUCUUUUUUUCACCCUUCCCCCCCCCGCCCUUGCCCACAGGGCCUUUUUGUUGAGGUGGGGUAUGGAGAGCCAGGAACUGAAGUCCCCCAAAAAAAGGGAUUUUAUUUUUUUGAAUUUUAAUUGUAACGUUUUUAGAAAAAGAACAAAAAGAAAAAAAAAAAAAAAGAAUGAAACACAUCAGCUGUAGAUGCUCUCCCUCCCUGUCCCUAGGCCCACCUCCUUCCCUCGUCACCCCACCCAUCAACCUCAGUUCCAAGGCGCCAUCCUCCUGCCUCUUUGGAGACUUGCUCCUUAAGAUUCAAGCCUAGGUGUGGCACUGCCCUUGGGUCAGUCCCUCCGUUCAGAGGGACUCUACAACCCGAUUGGGAAUAGCCACAGGAGAGGCUGGCCCAGGAGGGGCUGGUCCACAGCAGGCCUCUCCCUGGCUCACUGUCCUCUACCACAAAGUCUUCCAUGUCUCUCUUCUCUUUCUGUUUUCUGUCUUUUUUUGUACGACUCUGGCCACGUGGUUGAAGAGGUGGUCAGAUGGGCUGUUGCUUUAUGAUCCGGGGACUCUUGGUUUCACUCCGUUCACCAGCCUCAGCUUGGGGUCCCAAGUCUCCAUUCCCUUCUCCGGAUGCCAUCUUCCUGGUCCACUUUGGGUCACUUUGAAUUCUCUCCGUUGGAGGAAGGGGGCUCUGUUCCACACGCACAAACACAUCCUCCUUCCAGCUGCUUCUUCCUCUUGUUUCUGCCUUAACGAUUCCUGUGGCCAUAGAUGAAGUCUCCAUGGCUCCCUCCUGCUCCCUGGGUCCUCUCUCCCAGCAUAGACACUCCUUUGCCAGCAUCCACUCAACCACCCUUCAGCCCAUCACUCCGCUCCCCUACAUCAACUCUCAUUGCCCUAGGAGGAAGCAAUAAUGGUGGUACCACAUCCUCCCAACCUGGGCAGCCCUCUCCCCAUCUUACUGAGCCUGACCCCCUACCCCCAGCCCAUCCCCAGCCACAGGCAGUCCCUAAGCAAUACGGAUAGAGCAAGGCCAUUUUCUCCAAGCCAUGGGGGUGAGGGGACUUUUAAAAAGGAAAACCCAUUUCCCCCUGCCACAUGGAACCAGUCUGCAGCAGGGCAGUGGGGGCCAUCAUUCCUCGCCUGCCCUGUUACAUCUCUGUACACGGUACUGUAGCCUCCACUCCAGUCUCUCCCCAGAUACCCCUGUCUAACCCACUCCCCCAGCCCCCGAUGCUUACAGGGUUUUGGUUUGUUUGUUUAUUAAGCAGGAGUAGUUUCUGUCCUGGCUGGUAAUGAGAAUGGGCCUCCCUCCUCUCCAUGCGUGGGUCUGUACAUACUGUAAGGUUGAUAUAUAAAUUAUUCUACUGAGACAAAAGGAGACAGUGAACUUGUCUUUUCCCGGUUGACCCCAUUGGGAAGGUGAGGAGAGGCUCUCCGGGAGAGUAACACCUCUCCCGCUGUAUCGUACAAGCUGUCCCAUAUUCCCUGAAUGUAGGGUGGACAUGCUGUCAGUUCGUGGGAGGUUGUGUCAUAACUGAGGAGGGAUGAGGGUUGGAUAUGGCUGGCUUCCUGUUCUCUUCCUUCUCCAAGAGCCUAAGAUGGGGUACAAGGACUGACAGGACCCCCGACCUCAGUCGGGUCCUCCCGCCACGGUGGGUGCAUAUGUGAGCUGCCUAUGAUGAGCUGCCCAUGAUGUGCUGUCCACACUGACAGUUGAUCGGUUGGUCUGUGGAUUGACAAUCAGUCCUCCAGUCUUGUCCCUGAUUAAAGCAAGGCUGUCACCGGUGCUCCCGGCUGAUGGCUGAUACGGCUUCA
Messenger RNA from Mus pahari (shrew mouse), 5574 nucleotides. It is a transcript of the gene Pde4a, whose product is annotated as phosphodiesterase 4A. The transcript has 15 exons. Gene Ontology annotation, cellular component: cytosol; perinuclear region of cytoplasm; nucleus. The coding region runs from base 1491 to 3647 and encodes 718 amino acids. Lineage: Eukaryota; Metazoa; Chordata; Mammalia; Rodentia; Muridae. Gene Ontology annotation, molecular function: 3',5'-cyclic-AMP phosphodiesterase activity. Gene Ontology annotation, biological process: signal transduction. The record is from RefSeq and is a predicted model, not a curated record.